UAUAACUGUCUCUGAACUGAAGACCAUUCGGGACACGAAAAGAAACAGAAACACCAAAACAAUACACAACACUCACUAAACCCUGAAACCUAAACUUAACCAAAGCCAAAGUCACUGGCUUUAUUUCUGCUUUGCUCAACCUUUCGCAGAUAGAUAGGGUUUCAACUGAUCGAAACAUGUUUAACAGGAUACUAUCAUUUGCUAAACCUAAACAAGAAACCAAUGCUGUUGUCACAUUGGACAAGUUAAACAAGACGCUUGAGAUGCUGGAGAAAAAGGAGGAAUUUCUCCUUAGAAAGCGGAAUGCGGAAGAGGAAAAGGCCAAAACAUUCAUCAGGGUAAAGAACAAAAGAGGGGCAACACAAUGUCUGAUGAGAAAGAGGUUAUAUGACCAGCAAAUCCAGCAGCUUCUAAAUUUCCAGUUGCGUAUUCAUGACCAGAUGAUAAUGUUGGAGGGUGCUACAGUCACCACAGACACGAUAGAUGCAUUGAGAACUGGAGCAGCUACUAUGAAGGCAAUGCAAAAGGAAACGAAUAUUGAUGAUGUUGACAAGACCAUGAAUGAGAUCAAUGAACAGACUGAGAACAUGAGACAAAUUCAGGAAGCAUUGUCAGCUCCAAUUGGUUCAACUGCUUAUUUUGAUGAGGAUGAAUUGGAAGCAGAACUUGAAGAACUGGAGGGUGCUGAGUUAGAAGAACAGCUUCUUCGGCCAGCAACUACAGCUCCUGCAGCUCCAGUGCAGGUCCCAGCUUGGCGGCAACCUACUGUCACAGCUCCUGCAAAGCCUACUCCUGAAGAAAAUGAUGAAUUGGCAGCCUUGGAAGCUGAGAUGGCAUUUUGA
Molecule: messenger RNA, 842 nt
Organism: Cajanus cajan (pigeon pea)
Lineage: Eukaryota; Viridiplantae; Streptophyta; Magnoliopsida; Fabales; Fabaceae
Product: vacuolar protein sorting-associated protein 32 homolog 1
Biological process (GO): late endosome to vacuole transport via multivesicular body sorting pathway; vesicle budding from membrane
Cellular component (GO): cytoplasmic side of plasma membrane; multivesicular body; ESCRT III complex
Source: RefSeq, a predicted model, not a curated record